Penicillium antarcticum is the source of this 1437-nucleotide messenger RNA. RefSeq lists its product as uncharacterized. The record is from RefSeq and is a predicted model, not a curated record. The transcript has a single exon. NCBI's taxonomy places the organism in Eukaryota, Fungi, Ascomycota, Eurotiomycetes, Eurotiales, Aspergillaceae. The coding region runs from base 1 to 1437 and encodes 478 amino acids. Gene Ontology annotation, biological process: dephosphorylation. Gene Ontology annotation, molecular function: phosphatase activity.
AUGAAGUACUCAAUUUCUUCUGGUCUCUUCUUGGCCGCCUCCCUGUCUACUGUCGAGGCGGAGCGUGUGGUUGGUGCUUACAUCUUUGCACGCCAUGGAGAUAGAACCCCCAAGGUCUUUGGUAGCACCCAAUUGACUGAUUUGGGUUACCGUGAAGUCUUUGAUGCCGGUUCAUUCUACAACCGGCGUUAUAUCUCCGACAACUCCUCCAGGCAGAUCGAGGGUAUCAACCCAGAGAUCGUCAGCUCAAAGCAGAUCAGUGCCACUGCUCCUUCAGAUGCUGUGUUGCAGAACUCAGCCACUGGAUUUUUGCAGGGUGUGUACCCUCCUGUUGGCACAGUAGCUUCCCAGACUCUGGCCGAUGGCUCCUCGGUCGAGGCACCCUUGGGCGGCUACCAGCUCAUCCAGCUGUCGACCUCGACUUCGAGCAAGAACAGUGAGGAUGCUACCUGGUUGCAGGGCGCCAGUGGCUGCCAGAAGGCAAUCUUGAGCAGCAACAACUACUUCACCUCGGAUUCUUACACUUCUCUGCUCUCCUCCACCGCGGAUUUCUACAAGUCCCUCUCCCCCAUGCUGGACGGAGCCUUCUCUUCCUCUCAAAUGACUUUCAAAAACGCUUACACCAUCUUCGACUACCUCAACGUCGGCAAAAUCCACAACACUACCUCAACUUUCCCUCACAAGUCUGACCUGACUAAAGAGGUCUACCAUCAGCUGAUCUCCCUGGCUGGCAGCCACGAGUUCAACCUGGCAUACAACGCAUCCGAAAAGGUGCGUGCCAUCGAUGGCGCCGUCCUGGCCGGUGAGAUAUUGGCCGGUCUCAACGACACCAUCGCCACAGAGGGCAAAUCUAAGCUGAAUGUCGGUUUCGGCUCAUACGGCACCAUCUUCUCGCUCUUCGGUUUGUUGCAGAUGCCUGCUGCCUCCGUCAACUUCACCGGUAUCCCAGACUACGCCUCGUCGAUGGUCUUCGAGUUAGUAACCAAUGCCACUGGCACUAGCUUCCCCUCGGCCUCUGACCUCAGCGUGCGCUUCAUGUUCCAUAAUGGUACUAUCACCGAAGGCGAUGAGCCCGCUAUUUACCCACUGUACGGCCAGUCCAGCGAGCUCCUUUCCUGGGAUGACUUCUCCAAGAAGACUAAGGAGAUAGCCGUGGCCUCCGAUGAGGAAUGGUGCAGCUUGUGUGGCAACACUGAUGGCAAGUGUGCCAGCUCUGAUGAUGCCACCACCUCCGGCUCUACCAGCACUUCUAGCACCAGUAGCUCAGGCAUUUCUCGUGCCGUGGCCGGUGUCAUUGGCGCUAUGGUCACCCUCGCUGUGAUCCUUGGUCUUCAGGCUCUAUUCUUCCUGGUUGGUGGAUUCCGCAUUGCUAAGCGGAACAUUGCUGGUCCUGAGAUGGCCUCACCUGCUGUUGUCGAGGUGGAUAAGAAGGCUUAA